This is a messenger RNA of Batrachochytrium dendrobatidis JAM81, 504 nucleotides long. RefSeq lists its product as uncharacterized. Gene Ontology annotation, cellular component: mitochondrial large ribosomal subunit; ribosome. Gene Ontology annotation, biological process: mitochondrial translation. Gene Ontology annotation, molecular function: structural constituent of ribosome. NCBI's taxonomy places the organism in Eukaryota, Fungi, Chytridiomycota, Chytridiomycetes, Rhizophydiales. Bases 1 to 504 code for a protein of 167 amino acids. The transcript is spliced from 2 exons. The record is from RefSeq and is a predicted model, not a curated record.
AUGCCCAUCCCACUGUUUCCUGGAUCGAAACUUUAUUUUCCAAAUAUUGUUGUUCGUAUGGUACGAUCGAAUCUUCCACCCCAUCAAGCAGUUUUUCGUUGUCCUCAGCAACUCAACAAACUAGACAUGAAAUCAUAUCUAAGCCAACUAUACAAUAUUACUAUUACAGAUAUUCGAACAAUGAAUUAUACAGGUAGCACAGUGAAAAAAAAUGCAGGCCCAAAGCGACCUGGAAGAGGCAAAAUGACUUCCCCAUCAUACAAAAAAGUUAUUAUAACUAUGGAUGAUGAUUUUGUGUUUCCCAUGCCGCCAAUUAUAGGCGAUGGUACUGGCGAUGAAACGUCGGCUACAACGGGUGCGGUUCGUAUGCCUCCACGAGUAUCGUUUGGUAAAGGAUCAGCCAACAAAGUUCGUGCAAAGAUCAAUAAGCAAGCAUUGGAGCGAGGUGUGGAAUUGGACGCUUCACAAACCCCAAAAGAUUCUUCGACUGACGUACAAAAAUAA